AUGACUAGUCGCAGCUCGCAUGUGCUCUUGAUCACUCUUGUCUUGCCAGAUGGAGGCACCUCUGCCAAAAGAAUUCGCCCCUUGGUCGCUGUGGGAUCGACGGUCCUGGCGAUCUUGUUGGUUUCCCUGCUGAUCGCCACGAGUGCGUCUUUGAAGCAGAAGAUGUUAGCGCUCAGGCAGAUGCUAGAGAACGCCUACGUGGAGUAUAACUCUCAGAGCGGCCUGUUGGUCACUCGUCACUUCGACGAUGGAUUCAAACUGCUUGUGUGGUGGAAUGCCGACGUUCGUUACGACCAGAAGAACCUCGUGAAGCUGUUCAAGCCGGAGGCGGAAGGGACGACCAAGUACAUCAACUUUGUCAACUACUCCUCCAUCCAGGAGAAGCUGCUGAAGGGCGACACCUUCCCACCCGAGGGAUCCGACGACCUCGAUGACCUCGUGGUCCUCAUGGUCGGCCAAGUCAAAGUCCCUGCAGACGGUGACUACACGAUCUUCCUCAACACAACUGGAGGGGCGGUGAUCAACGUGACCGACUCUAAGACGGGAGCUAGCGUGGAGCUCUCUGGAGUUUCUGAAGGAGUUGAGAGCGGUGUUGUCACCCUCUCUGAAGGGAUGGCGACCGUGGUUGCCUUCUGGCAUCCUAGCGCUGAUGGUGUGAGCGUUCCGCGGCUGAUCGUCACUUGGAAUGGAACAGGGACAGGAGGAGAGGUACCUCUUGUCGGGCGCCACUGGACGGACGGAAAGUCCACCAAGCCCAAGGGCGAAAGUACGGGAGGAGUGAAGGAGGAGGAGAAUCUGACUUGGAGGGGUCAGUUCCAGACGGGAAGUCCCAUCGUUGAGCUCCCGCCGGCCCACCAGCUGCUGAACGAAACUCCCUGCGCAGCCGUCAGGUUGGACACAAUCAACAUCUCGAGCCACGACGAGCUGUGGUCAAUCGUCCGCGAAGAGGGCGAGGAAGACUUUCUCAGCUACCACGUUGCUGCUGUCUGUCAGGGUCUAGUCAAGACCGAGCAUGCCGGUCGCUAUCAGUUUGACGUGGCCAGCGACGACGGCGCCAGCCUGAUUAUCGAUGACAUCCUGGUGCUGAAUGAGACGGGGGAGGUUGACCCCUUCGUCGUGACCAGCGCGCUUGUCAAACUCCCGGCGGGCUACCACGAAGUGACUUUGACCUGGUUUCAAAACUCAGUGCAAGGGCCAACACAGGCUGGGACUGCCAACUCCCGCUAUGAGAAGCAGACAGGGGGGCAGGUGCUCGUGCUCCUCUACCGUGGGCCAGACAACCACUACAACGUCAAUCUCUCUGACCCCAUGGGCCCCGAACUCUCGUCUGGAGGAAGAAUCGUGCUGAUUCCUCCUCCCCAGAACCCUGCACAGAUCACUUACUCAGGGAACGGACCUCUCAUCUGGAGCCCGGCCGCCUCUGACUACUCCCUUCUUACUCAAGGAUUUUUCCUCCCCGGCGGCUUCGGCGACAUCAAGGGGUUGAAACUUACGGGAGGAAGAACCGUACAUGGACGAUUGCUGGGUUAUUCUGCAUCCAACGGCAAGUUCAGGAAAGAGCGAAACCCACUGGAAAGCUUCGACAAGAAGUGGUACUCGAAGAACAAGAACAAGGAGUGGAGGAAGUACGACUACCAUGGAAAGGACUAUGACGAUGAGAUCUCCAGCAAGGCCGACAGCAUCAUUAAGCCUUGGACGGACCACAGCAAAGCUGCUUACGAGUACGGUCACAACCCCAACAAGAGACUGCAGGUCCCAGACUCGGUCUACACUCAGGAUCCUCCCUAUGACAUGAACGUCGUCGACAUCGGAGGCAAAGGAAUUCAGUGGCAGCACAACGAGGGAAGCAUCGGCGAUGAUGUGAAGACAAUCAACGGGGAGAGCAGCGUGAUCGGUAGGACAGGCAGUAGGACAGCGGGAGGAGAGGAUGAGAAGGAGGGUGAUAAUGACAAGGCAGGGGGGGGGGGAGAGGGCGAAGAGGAAGACGAGGAUGAAGCUAUUGGGGGCAGGGGCAGGAGGCGGAGGAUUUCCUAA
This is a messenger RNA of Guillardia theta CCMP2712, 2034 nucleotides long. RefSeq lists its product as hypothetical. Bases 1 to 2034 code for a protein of 677 amino acids. Lineage: Eukaryota; Cryptophyceae; Pyrenomonadales; Geminigeraceae. The transcript has 22 exons. The record is from RefSeq and is a predicted model, not a curated record.